Messenger RNA from Hibiscus syriacus, 728 nucleotides. RefSeq lists its product as uncharacterized. The record is from RefSeq and is a predicted model, not a curated record. NCBI's taxonomy places the organism in Eukaryota, Viridiplantae, Streptophyta, Magnoliopsida, Malvales, Malvaceae. Bases 1 to 585 code for a protein of 194 amino acids. The transcript has 4 exons.
AUGGAAGAAGAAUACGAAGAGGAAGCGACGGCGGCACCGUCGAAGCCCCGAGGUCUCCACAUAAAGAAAAGAGCUCUAAAAAACAAAGCACUCACCGUUCCUUUCAACGAGAAGGAUCUCAGAAUUCAUCAGAGAAAGUUAGAAAAGGAAUUUGCCUUAUAUGGAGGAGCACUUCCCAGCAAAGGCUCAGAACCUGAUGGAGUUGAUGAGAACAACGAGGAUGAUGAAGAAAGUGAUCCAACUGCAUCAGUUUCUGUGGUGGAAGGGACAACGAAAUAUGACGGCGAAAACACGACUGUCACUGUGAUUACGAGCGAGAUCUCGCUCAAGGAAGAAGAAGACUUUAACAGUGAAAGUACUCAAACACUGAGAUCAGUUGGAGAUAAAGUUGAUAGAAAACAAUCCUUGCCUGUGAGUAAAAGUAAACUCUUCAAGAAAGUUGCAAAACACAGAUUUAAGCCACCAAGUAAAAGAGACAGAAAUAAGGGGAAGAAACGGAACAAGAACAGGAACAAAAAGGUUGGUAGUCAUGGAUACCUGAUGCUAUUUCACGUGGAGAAGUGUAAUACAAGUUUAACAACCUGAAGGAAUUGGCAAUCUGCAAGGAAGCCUUAGGUUAUCUCCAUCUUGCCUUUUUAUAAUUUAUUCCUAUUUCCCUUUUGAAUUCAAAUAUGGAAGACGUUUUAAAAUCCGGUUUUAAGUAAUUUGAAUGGAUUAUUUUUGUUCCA